Lachnellula hyalina is the source of this 1281-nucleotide messenger RNA. It is a transcript of the gene TLP1, whose product is annotated as Thaumatin-like protein. The coding region runs from base 1 to 1281 and encodes 426 amino acids. Gene Ontology annotation, biological process: defense response. The record is from RefSeq and is a predicted model, not a curated record. Gene Ontology annotation, cellular component: extracellular region. Lineage: Eukaryota; Fungi; Ascomycota; Leotiomycetes; Helotiales; Lachnaceae. The transcript has 2 exons.
AUGUCUAAAACGAAUUCCUUGAGCGCAAUGCGUCGUAGCCCUUCACUAUCGCGAUUACUACUCGCUGCAAUCCCUCUAUUAUGUCUCAUCCAGACAGUAUCAGCAUAUCAUAUGAAUCCUUUCUUCGAGAGAAAUGCGAAUCCUCUUCCGCGACCUGCAAGAUGGGGUCCUCCAAUGAAACGAGACUCCAUACCUCUUGUUAUCAGCAAUAACUGCGCCGAGACUAUCUGGCCAGCCAUCGGUACCCAAGCAGGCACGGGCGCUGGUACUGGUGGUUUUGAGCUGUCUCCUGGUAAUAGUAAGAGCUUAACUGUUAGCGGAGAUUGGCAGGGCAGAGUUUGGGGCAGGACAAACUGUAGUUUCAACGUCGCAGGGAAUGGUGCCAGCAAUUUGAAUGGGGUCGAUGGCUCUGGUGCUGCGUGCGUUACUGGUGAUUGUGCUGGAGUGUUGAGCUGUGUUCUUACCGGAAGAACACCCAUCACACUCGCCGAAUUCGACCUCGCAGGAGGAACCGGGGGUGAACAAACUUUCUACGACAUCUCACUUGUCGACGGCUACAAUCUCCCCAUGCAAGUCAUCUACAUUCCAGGAAACAACCCCAAAUUGAAAAAUAUUCCUCCAAAUCUCACAAAUGCUGCUUGCAUUGCAACUGCCGGUCUGAUGUCAGCUCCAGCCGGUUCAGGUACUUCAGGCAACGCAACUACAACCGCAAACCCGCUUCCCUACGAAUCGAGACAAGACUCCAAAAGUAUAGCUUCCUGGUGUCCAUGGGAUCUUCAAGUCAAGCAACCUACCAAGCCAGGAGAUGGAGUCUACCCAUAUCCAGAUGACAACAUUCAACGCCCAAUCUUCGACCCUUGUCUCUCUGCCUGUGCUAAAAACAACCUCCCAAAGGAUUGUUGCACAGGCUCUUACAACGAUGCCAAGAAGUGCAAACCAGGUCUAUAUUCUAGGAACGCCAAAGCCGUCUGUCCCGACGUCUACAGUUUCGCUUUCGAUGACCAGACCUCUACCUUUGUGAUCCCCACCGGCGGUGGCUGGGAAGUCAAAUUCUGUCCCGAGGGCAGAAGCACGAAUAUCAUAAACACGUUCAAGUCGCAAUUGGGGGCGUUGGGUCAAAGUGGACUCACAAAGGCGAUUGAGGAUGCUGCUGCGAACAUGACUAUUAUUGAAGAAGGGGCCAAGAAGAGUGGUGCUGAGCGAGUUAGGGGCGAGCCGGCUAUGGGAAGAGGAAGUUUGGGAGCUUUGGUCGUGGUUGUUGCUUGGGCUGUUUUGUGUUAG